This is a messenger RNA of Asterias rubens (European starfish), 1323 nucleotides long. Its product is annotated as zinc finger protein OZF-like. Lineage: Eukaryota; Metazoa; Echinodermata; Asteroidea; Forcipulatida; Asteriidae. Gene Ontology annotation, biological process: regulation of DNA-templated transcription. The annotation marks the transcript as partial. Gene Ontology annotation, molecular function: RNA polymerase II cis-regulatory region sequence-specific DNA binding; DNA-binding transcription factor activity, RNA polymerase II-specific. The record is from RefSeq and is a predicted model, not a curated record. The transcript has a single exon.
UGUUGCAAAGCCAUCAACCGAAGAAAACCUGUCACUAAACAUCAGUUUUUCCAGACUAAAGAAAGUCCAUUUGUAUGUGAUAUAUGUGGAAAAGCCUCCUCCCUUGCAUGUAAGACCGACCAGAAAGACAAUCAGCAAGGUAAAACUAGAGAGAAAAAUAGAGAAAGAUGUAAUACUGACAACAAGCCAUUUGUUUGUGAACAUUGCGGAAAGGGCUUUGCAUGGAAGCGUAACCUGCACACUCAUGAGCGUGUUUACACUGGAGAUAUAUCAUUUGUAUGCAACAAAUGUGGUAAAGGUUUCACACGAAGUGAUUUUCUUACCAAUCAUGAGCGUGUCCACACUGGGGAGAAACCAUUUGUUUGUGACGAUUGUGGGAAAGCCUUUACACUAAAACAUAGUCUGACCGACCAUGAGCGUGUCCACACUGGAGAGAAACCAUUUAUAUGCAAAAAUUGUGGUAAAGCUUUCACACAAAGUCAUCAUCUUACCAUCCACCAGCGUGUCCACACUGGAGAGAAACCAUUUGCUUGUGAGGUUUGUGCCAAAGCAUUCGCCCAUAAGCUUUCACUGACAGUCCACCAGUGUGUCCACACUGGAGAAAAACCAUUUGUUUGUGACAUUUGUGGAAAAGCUUUCACACAGAAGCAGCAGUUGACCAGCCACCAGCGUGUCCACACUGGGGAGAAACCAUUUGUUUGUGACGAUUGUGGGAAAGCCUUUACACUAAAACAUAGUGUGACCAUCCAUAAUCAUGUUCACACUGGAGAGAAACCAUUCUUUUGUGACAUUUGUGGAAAGUGCUUUGCCUAUAAGCUUACUCUGACCAGACAUCAGCGUGCCCACACUGGAAAGAAACCAUUCGUUUGUGACAUUUGUGAAAAGGCUUUCGCACUAAGGGAUACCCUGAUCAUCCACAAUCGUGUCCACGCUGAAGAGAAACCAUUCGUUUGUGACAGUUGUGGAAAAGCUUUUACACAGAAACCUUAUCUGACUGACCAUCGGCGUGUCCACACUGGAGAGAAACCAUUAGUUUGUGACAUUUGUGAAAAAGCUUUCACACUUAAGCAUUAUCUGACCCUCCAUCAACGUGUCCACACUGGAGAAAAACCAUGUGUUUGUGACAUUUGUGGAAAAGCUUUUGCAAAUAGGUCUAACCUGACCGUCCAUCAACGUGUCCACACUGGAGAAAAACCAUUCGUUUGUAACUAUUGUGAAAAAACCUUCUCUCAUCAGCCUCAUCUGACCCGACAUCUGCGUAUUCACACUGGAGAGAAACCAUUUGGCUCAAUGCUGAUUAUUUGCGAAGGCGUUAGUUUUCGA